Molecule: messenger RNA, 2298 nt
Organism: Sphaeramia orbicularis (orbiculate cardinalfish)
Lineage: Eukaryota; Metazoa; Chordata; Actinopteri; Kurtiformes; Apogonidae
Product: trichohyalin
Exons: 6
Coding region: 159-1508 (449 amino acids)
Source: RefSeq, a predicted model, not a curated record
CAUAUACACACAUACACACGCACACACAGGCGGACUCACACUCCGCUGUGCGCCUCGGCUCGGCUCGGCUCGGCUCCACCUCGCUCGGCGGGUGUGUGAAGAGGAUCCAGCCCUUUAUUUCAAGGUUAUCUCUGCAGGGGCCUCACCUCGUGGAUCCUAUGGGGGUUCUGGUAGCCGCAGUUUUCCUUUGGGCCGCUGUCGGAGUGGGAUGCCGGCCAGUGACCUCACCCCUAAAUGAUGCCAAGGUUGAAUGUAUUAUUCAGGAGACACUAAAUGGAGACAGGUCAACGGAUGAGUGUGUCCCACAGCUAGCAGAGGAACUGGAUGAAGUGCAGAGACAUCAGGGUCUUCUCAGGGAGCUUCAGAAUCUAGCUCAUGAUGAGAGGGAACGGGAGAGAGACAACGACAGAGAGAGGGAGUACAACCUCGCUGAUGAUGAAAGUGACUUUGACCAAGGGGAUGAGGAAGAGGAGGAGGAGGAGGAGGAGGAUGAUGAUGAAGAGACUGACUUUAAGGAAGAGCCAGAAGAGAAGGAAGACAACAUGGAGGACAGAGGUGAGGAAGACAACAUAGAGGACAGAGAUGAGGAAGACAACACCAAGAAGAAGAUGAUGGAGGAACCGAGAAUCGACGGCAAAGGGAGGGAUGAUGAAGAGGCGAGAGCUAAAGAGCUUGAGGAGCUACUGGCCGAAGAGAUCAGUAAAAAAAGCCAAGAGAAGAAUGAUGAGGAGCUCAAAGAACUGCUGAAAGAGCUGAAGAAGAAGCGCUAUGAGGCAGUGAAGGAGAGGGAGACUCAGAAAGGCUCCACAGUCAAGCAGCAAGAGGAGGAAGAGAAGAGGAAGAAUGAAGAAGAAGAGAAAGAGAAGGGGGAGGAAACAGCAGAAGAGUUGGAGAAGCAGAGGCUGGAGGAGAGGAGGAAGAACGAGGUGGAGCUGAUGGUGGAGAAGGAGAAGGUGGAGAAGGAGCUGAAGGAGCUGCAGAAAGAGCAGGACAGCAAGAGCAAGACAGAGCAGGAGAGGGAGAUGAAGGAGAAGCAGGAGGAGCUGGAUGAGCUUGUCAAGAAGAUGAAACGGGUACAGGAGGAGGAGCAGGAGGAGCAGGAGGAGCGGCGUAGGAAGGAGGACAACAAGGAGGUGGAGGAGAGAGUAAAAGAGGACAAGAAAGAGGGCGAAGGAGCAAAUAAGGAGAAGGCUGAGAAUGAAGUGAAGAAGAGGGAGGAGGUGGAGGUGAAGGAGCCGCAGCAGAAGAGAGAGAUGGAGAAAGCCAGCGACGAAGCCACGAGGCAGUUUGAGCGGGAGAGGUACAAGGAGGAGGAAGAGGAGGAUGAAAACGACAGGGAUGAGGAAGAUGAGGACGAAUAUGUCAGGGAAGAUGAAGAGGGGCAGGAGGAGGAGGAGGGGGAGGAUGACGAGGGUGAAGCUGAAGAGGAUGAAGGGGAGGAGCUGCUGGAGAUUGAAGCAGAGCUGCGAAAAGUUGCUGCAGAGCUGAGGGAGCUUCGCCGAGGAUAAGACACACAUACACACACAAAACACACACACACACACACACACACACACACACAUACUGCAGACUGAAAAAACCCUUUGUUGCAUUCACAUUCACUCAUUCAUCUCACAGAUUGUCCAGUAACAGCCUUCCAAACCUAUCCAGCACUCAUAGAAAUGUCUUCAAAAACUGUACAUAGAAAUUUCUAGUUUUUUUCUUUUUCAUUUUCUUAGAAUGUCUGAAAAGGACCAUUACUUUUUCCUCCAAGCUUGUGUAGAGCUGAGGAAAUAAGAGGUCAUUUUGAGGUUAUUUUCUAGAGAAACACCCCAUCGCUCAUGUCAUGUUUCACUACCUGUAAAUGCUGUUUGUACAGUGACAGGAGAAUUUACUACAGUUGUAAAGGAUGCAAAGCAUUCAGCACUUUAAUUUCAGUGGUAUUUUUGACUGCAGAUUGCCAACCACACACACACCAUAGUCAUCUAUGAAAUGUCUGAAGUGGCAAUCAGUGCUUCUUUUCUCUAAAGGUAUCAUCCUUGAUGGUGUGAUCUCGAUGGGAAAAUAAGUUCCCUGUAAUCUGUGUAUUUCAUUAUACAGUAUAUUUUGUGCAAUAAGUAUGUGUAAGCUGUUCCUGCUGUUCUGACUGUUAACGACAACUUGUAUACUGAUAUUUCUACACAGGAGUAAGUCAUGAUUUCUUUGCGUUUCUUUGAUGAUGAAAUAGAAACAAGGAUUGUGUUUCAUUUGGCUCACGCACUGUUAAAACCAGACUGUUUGAGGCGAACCAGGGUGACACACACACACAAAAAAACACAA